Messenger RNA from Cololabis saira (Pacific saury), 5548 nucleotides. It is a transcript of the gene thbs2a, whose product is annotated as thrombospondin 2a. The transcript has 23 exons. Gene Ontology annotation, molecular function: calcium ion binding; protein binding. Lineage: Eukaryota; Metazoa; Chordata; Actinopteri; Beloniformes; Belonidae. Gene Ontology annotation, biological process: negative regulation of angiogenesis; cell adhesion. Gene Ontology annotation, cellular component: extracellular region. The coding region runs from base 194 to 3748 and encodes 1184 amino acids. The record is from RefSeq and is a predicted model, not a curated record.
GCCGCCACUGCUGCACCGCAGGUCCUGCAGGCUGGAUGUAAGAGCCCACUGGACUUACACGCUUCUGGGGCAGGGGCUUGCGAGGAGAUACCACUCUCAGUCAACAAACCCUUGGCCGUUUUCUCGUUUCAAAGCGGUCCUUUUCUUUUCUUGUUGCUGGAUAUCUGUCAGAAACUCAAACAGAACAGGAGAUAUGAUACUCAGGAGAAGCCUCCUCUUGUUGCUCUUUACUACAUUCCAUCAAGCAUUAGCUCAAGAUGGUGAGCAGGAGGAUGAGACAUCAUUCGACUUGUUUGAAAUCAGUCACAUCACACGUAAGACUCUGGGGGCCAAACAGUUUCGGGGCCAAAACACUGAUGCCCCUGCCUACCGCUUCAUCCGAUUUGACCACCUGCCUCCUGUAAGCGCCCCCGUACUAAAGCAAAUACUGCGACAGAUCCAAAACAAUGAGGGCUUUGUGUUCGAGGCCAGCAUCCGGCAGGACCGCACCUCGCGGGGCACCCUGAUCGGUCUGGAGGGCCUGGAUGGCCGGCGGCAGUUUGAGAUCGUGUCUAAUGGACGUGCCAACACUCUGGACCUGGUAUACUGGGUGGACGGCUCGCAGAACGUGGUCUCAUUUGAGGAUGUGGACCUGUCCGACUCGCAGUGGAAGAAUAUCAUGCUUCACAUUCACGGGGAGAAUGCAAACCUGUUCGUGGGCUGCAGCCUGAUAGACAGCUUCAUCCUGGACGAGCCUUUCUACGAGCACCUGAAGGCCGAGGGAAGCCGCAUGUAUGUUGCCAAGGGAUCCAUUCGGGAGAACCACUUCAGGGGCCUUCUUCAGAAUGUGCGUUUCAUCUUCGACACUGCAGUGGAAGACAUCCUCCAAAGCAGAGGCUGCGAGGUCAUUAAGCAAGAUGAUACCAAUAUUGUGAGUGAGAGCACAGAAAUUGUGGAUGUCAGUCCGUCCAUCACUACCAACAUCAUAGGUCAGAAGACGGACGACCUGGGCUCAGAGAUGUGCGAGCGUUCCUGUGAGGAGCUGAGCACCUUGUUCCAGGAGCUCAAAGGCCUGCGCGUUGUCGUCAGCAACCUUAUUGAUGGCUUGCAAAAAGUGACAGAGGAGAACACGGUCAUGAAAGAGGCCCUUGGGAGAAUGAAGGAGUCUAAAGAGAAAAACAUGUGCUGGCAGGACGGCCGUCUGUUUGAGGACAAGGAAGACUGGGUAGUAGACAGCUGCACUAAGUGUACCUGCCAGGAGUCCAAGAUUGUGUGUCACCAGAUUACUUGCCCACCAGUGGCUUGCGCCAGCCCCUCUUUCAUCGAUGGCGAAUGCUGCCCCGUGUGCAUGCCUAAAGACAGCGAAGAUGGCUGGUCCCCCUGGUCAGAGUGGACGGAGUGCACGGUCACCUGUGGGAUAGGAACCCAACAGAGGGGACGGUCGUGUGACGCUACCAGCAACCCCUGCACGGGAGCCUCGAUCCAGACCCGCAAGUGCAGCCUGGGCAAAUGUGACAGCCGUGUUCGCCAGGACGGAGGGUGGAGCUUGUGGUCUCCAUGGUCGUCCUGCUCCGUAACCUGCGGGGAAGGACAGAUCACCAGGAUACGCCACUGCAACGCUCCGGUACCACAGCUUGGGGGCAAAGACUGUGAAGGAAGUGGGAGGGAGACUCAGAGCUGCACUGCCAAACCGUGUCCAAUUGAUGGUGGUUGGGGACCGUGGUCUCCAUGGGCAACCUGCUCUGCAACCUGCGGAGGUGGAAUCAAAAGCCGCUCGCGUGAGUGCAACAGUCCUCAACCUCAGUACGGUGGCAAGAAGUGUGUCGGCGAGGCCAACGACAGUGACAGCUGCAACAAGAGAGACUGCCCUAUCGAUGGUUGUCUGUCUAACCCGUGCUUUGGGGGAGUGGAUUGCAGCAGUUCUGCAGACGGGUCCUGGGAGUGUGGCCCAUGCCCUGCCGGUUUCCGUGGAAAUGGUACUCAUUGUGAGGACAUUAAUGAGUGUGACAUGGUGUCUGAUGUUUGCUACAAAGUAAGUGGAACGCAGCGCUGCGUCAACACUGAUCCAGGUUUCCACUGCCUGCCCUGUCCCAAGCGCUACAAGGGCACCCAGCCUUUCGGUAUGGGAGUGGACGCUGCCAAGAAGAACAAACAAGUGUGUGAGCCAGAGAACCCGUGCAAGGACAAGACCCACAGCUGUCACAGAUAUGCCGAAUGCAUCUACAUCAGCCACUUCAGUGAUCCCAUGUACAAAUGUGAGUGUCGAACCGGUUACGCCGGAGACGGCUUCAUUUGCGGUGAAGACUCGGACUUGGAUGGAUGGCCCAAUCAGAACCUUGUGUGUAGUGCAAACACCACGUCUCACUGCCAUAAGGACAACUGUCCGAAUCUUCCAAACUCCGGACAAGAAGACUUUGACAAAGACGGCCAAGGAGAUGCUUGCGACAAAGAUGAUGACAACGAUGGAAUUCUGGAUGAAAGGGACAACUGUCCCCUCCUUUACAAUCCUCGCCAGUUCGACUUUGAUAAGGAUGAAGUUGGUGACCGCUGUGACAACUGUCCUUACGAUCACAACCCGGCACAAAUAGACACUGAUCAUAACGGAGAAGGGGACGCCUGUGCAGUGGACAUUGAUGGAGAUGGAAUUCUUAAUGAGAGUGACAACUGCCCCUACGUCUACAACUCGGAGCAAAAGGACACGGACAUGGAUGGAGUCGGGGACCAGUGUGACAACUGUCCCAUGCUUCAUAACCCGGACCAGACUGACACAGACAACGAUCUGGUUGGAGAUCAGUGCGACAAUAACCAGGACAUUGACGAAGACGGCCAUCAGAACAAUUUAGACAACUGUCCCUACGUGGCAAAUGCCAACCAGGCGGAUCACGACAAAGACGGAAAAGGAGACGCGUGCGACUAUGAUGAUGACAAUGACGGGAUACCUGAUGACAAGGACAACUGCAGACUCACACCCAACCCAGACCAGGUGGACGCCGAUGGCGAUGGAAGAGGGGAUGCCUGCAAAGAUGACUUUGAUAAUGACAGCAUCCCAGAUAUCCUGGACGUGUGUCCUGAGAACAAUGCCAUCAGUAUCACGGACUUCCGGAAGUUCCAGAUGGUCCACCUGGAUCCUAAAGGAACCACCCAGAUUGAUCCCAACUGGGUGGUCAGACACCAGGGCAAAGAGUUGGUGCAGACCGCCAACUCUGACCCGGGCAUUGCCGUCGGGUUUGAUGAGUUCAUCGCUGUGGACUUCAGUGGAACGAUGUACGUGAACACGGACAGGGACGACGACUAUGCCGGCUUUGUGUUCAGCUACCAGUCGAGCGGGCGCUUCUACGUGGUGAUGUGGAAGCAGAUCACGCAGACCUACUGGGAGGACAAGCCCUCCAAGGCUUUUGGCGUCUCGGGCGUUUCGCUCAAAGUUGUCAACUCCACCACGGGAACUGGGGAAAACCUCAGGAACGCUUUGUGGCACACGGGCAACACUGCGGGACAGGUGCGCACUCUGUGGCAUGACCCCAAAAACAUCGGCUGGAAGGAUUACACAGCUUACAGGUGGCAUCUCAUCCACAGACCAAAGACUGGUUUUAUAAGGGUUGUGGUCUACGAGGGCAAACAGAUCAUGGCUGACUCUGGACCAAUCUAUGACAAGACAUUUGCCGGUGGCAGGUUAGGCUUGUUCGUCUUCUCGCAAGAGUUGGUCUUCUUCUCCGAUCUCAAGUAUGAUUGUAGAGAUAAGCCGGAGUUUCCAACAGUGUUCACAAGAUAACUGAACCAAGCUGGGUAGAAAAACAUCAGACGGCAAAAGACAAGAAUCUCUCAAACCAAACAUCACAUCUCUGCUGGGGCCAUUUCAACGUAAACGGGACUUUGCACACUUGCAUGCUUUGCCUUGAUCCACGGACUGGAGAUAAUAUCGGGGCACAUUUCAGUCUCCCUUGCGACUUGUACGCAUUUCCCGAGAAAGAAAAACUGAUGGCGGAGAACAUUUUAAAGAGCCUUUGCAGAAUAUCUAAUCAUAACUAAUGUACCUAUUCUACGUUUUUGAAUUCAUUGUGCAACCACAUACACGCUGUAUGGGGAUUCCCUACACACUGCAGCUUGUUUUUCCUGUCAUAAAUCAUUUAGUCCAUCUCUGUUUCUCCAACUUCUUUUUAAUCCUAAAUGCAUUUUUCAAUAGAGAACUUGAGUGAACAAUUUCAAUAUUGCCAAAGAUGUUUAUACUAAGACUGUACUAUAAUUUCUUUUGUAAAUUAUUUAAGCCUCGCCCGUUUUGUUUUGUUUGAAUUUUUUGCUAGUUUUGUAAAUAAUUUAUUUAUUUGUUUACACUGACACAUAUAACUGAAUAUCACAAAUGUCAAGAUAACUCAUUACAAUAUGGUUAGAUCUUUUUGUGUGUGUUGUAAUGCACUUCUUUGUUAGUUUUUCAAAUCUUUCAGAGGAAUAUAAAGUGGCCUUAAAGUAAUCUCAUGGAUAAGUGCAGCAGACGUCUAUGGACGUGAAAGAAGUUCAUUUUGAGGGGUAAACUACGAAGUGAGAUGGGUGGACUAGCUAAGUCUGUCAGUGAUUCCCAAGUGCCUCUCUUUCCACCUGGAUACAGCACCAUGCUGAUUUAACCUGGUCCAGAGCAGCUUAUGUUUCAAUUUGUCCCUUAAUUCAACUUUUUGAGUAAUCUGGUUUUAAAUUUUACAUGACAUAUCUCACAUUUGUAAAAGGAAUGAUGAAGCCACAGCGUCGGCAUACCACUUUGGAUUAGUUUGUGCACCAUGUGUUUCUCCUAUUAUUUAUAAUUCAUUUAAUUAUCGCCUCCAAUCAAAAGUAUUUGCACCGUUUGCCUAAAGUGAGAGCGCAUGACCAGACCAUUAUAAUUUUAUUCCUGGCAAAACUCAAGAAUUUGAGCAAAAUGACGCAUGCCACGCACAGAGAGCCAGAAGCAGAGAUCUUGUGACCUUAAAGUUUCUCGAGCUGCCGCUCUCAAAGCAGGCCUGAGUGUGUUGAACCAGUUUCAUGAUAUACCCCUCUAGUAGUUUAGUUUCACCUAGGGCUUCCUUAUCCUCAGAGUGAUAUACUAGUGUAAUAUUUUUGAUUCAUUCUACCAUUAUUUCUCUAGCAGGCCCCUCGUUAAAACUGGGUGCUAAACCUUUUCCUUUUAGGCACCUUAGUGAACCUGGUGUAAUGUACACGCCGCUGAAUUUUCUGUGUAUCGGAUUUGUGACCAUGAAAUACAGUGAAAAUGUUUUAUACAAAAUACAUUUUCAUUGACAUGAUAUAGGUAUCAUUUAUAGAUAUUGUGAAACUUCACUGUAUUAGUGGAAAAGCCUCCAGAUGAAGGUGUUCGGAGACUAAGUGUGAGUGUGUGACUGUGUGGUGUGGAUCAAACAAACGUCAGCGUGUAACUUGAUUGAGUCUCCUCAUGUCCUUCCAUGUUAGGUUUCCAUUUUUCUUUAUUUACCCAACAGUUUGCAUUGCACAACAUGUAAAUGUUUUUGUAUACUUUUGUUAGAUACACAUUUUCUACAGACAUGUGUUGAAGAUUGUUCUGUUUCAUAAAUAAAACACUUCUACACCA